Filobasidium floriforme is the source of this 1803-nucleotide messenger RNA. Its product is annotated as cAMP dependent protein kinase catalytic subunit. Gene Ontology annotation, biological process: peptidyl-serine phosphorylation. Gene Ontology annotation, molecular function: cAMP-dependent protein kinase activity; ATP binding. NCBI's taxonomy places the organism in Eukaryota, Fungi, Basidiomycota, Tremellomycetes, Filobasidiales, Filobasidiaceae. The transcript is spliced from 9 exons. Bases 95 to 1705 code for a protein of 536 amino acids. Gene Ontology annotation, cellular component: nucleus; cAMP-dependent protein kinase complex. The record is from RefSeq and is a predicted model, not a curated record.
ACGACCCUCCCCACCCCAGUCCGGUCAUUCGUCUUAUCGAGACAACGUCACUCAGUAUACCAACGAUCCUAGCAGGACCGAGCGUCAAGACGAGAUGAUGGACGUACCGUCGAUACAGGUCGGAGGAGUCCCUGUCAUCAACCUCAACAGUCCUCAGCCGACUUACCCGGCUCAGACUUAUACCGCGCAUCCCGUGCAGCAACAGCAGCAACCUCCAUCAUACCAUAAUCAGCAUGAAUCAUCGGCAGUAUCACCGGGCGCUCAAGGCCAUGCUCAACCUCAAGCUUAUAUCCCACAACACGUCCUUCCUAAACCCAACGACCAGCGUGCCAUGUCGGUCGAGAUGAUGGGCGUGGGCGGUCUGAGCUUGUCCUCAUCAUCCUCCAACCCCGCUUCCGCGUCCACGUCUGCAUCUACGCAGGGAUACGUCGGGUACAAGCCGGAGUCGAUGCAAGAUGGGAAUGGGGACGGAGCGGGAGGUGUGCAAAGCCCGGUCCCGCAAGGUCAGGUGAGACAGCCUAGUGCAGAGGAAGAACGGUUGAAGGACAAGGUCAGGGAGGCUCAAGAACAGGCCGCUCAAGCACAACAAGCACUCCAGUACGCCGAACAACAGGCACGUGUUGCCACGAUCAACGCCGUGGCCACUCAAGCGGCUUUCGAGCAGGUUGCUGUGGCCGCCGGAGGGACGCCGGGGACGACCACGCCAUCGGCGAAUGUCAAGGCUGCGGCGAGAAAGACGGCGGGGAGGUAUGCGCUGGCGGAUUUCCAGAUCGAACGAACAUUAGGAACCGGUUCGUUCGGCCGUGUCCACCUCGUCCGGUCAAAGCACAACGGUCGAUUCUACGCGAUCAAGGUCCUUAAUAAGGAAAAGGUCGUUCGGAUGAAACAGGUCGAACACACAAACUCGGAGAGGGAGAUGCUCGUCCGCGUCAGACAUCCGUUCCUGGUCAAUCUCUGGGGGACGUUUCAUGAUGUCAAUAAUCUGUACAUGGUCAUGGAUUUCGUAGCAGGUGGGGAACUGUUCAGUCUGUUACGAAAGAGUCAGCGUUUCCCCAACUCGGUCGCCAAGUUUUACGCGGCCGAAGUGGCAUUGGCGCUCGACUACCUACAUUCCUUGAACAUCAUCUACCGGGACUUGAAACCGGAAAAUCUGUUGCUCGGCGCAGAUGGGCAUAUCAAGGUCACCGAUUUCGGGUUCGCCAAGCAUGUACCGGAUAUCACGUGGACAUUGUGUGGAACGCCGGAUUAUCUGGCCCCCGAGGUGGUUCAGAGCAAAGGUUACAACAAGAGUGUCGACUGGUACGCGCUCGGAGUCUUGAUCUUUGAAAUGCUGGCCGGAUAUCCGCCAUUCUUCACCGAGGAUGGCAACCCGAUGAAGUUGUAUGAAAAGGUCAUUGCUGGAAAAGUACGGUAUCCGACCUACUUUGACGGUCUUGCACGGGAUCUACUCAAGAACCUGUUGACGGGCGAUCUUACCAAACGUUUCGGUAACUUGCGAGGAGGUUCAGCAGAUAUCUUCAGCCACGGUUGGUACGCUGAGGUCGAUUGGGACAAGCUCUAUCGGAGAGAGAUACCGGCACCUUAUGUGCCCAAGAUUGAGGGAGACGGCGAUGCUAGCCAGUUCGACCGAUAUCAGGAAGCAGAUGUUACUGCGUACGGAAAGACGGGGACUGGCCCGCAUGAUAAUUUAUUCCCCGACUUUUAGAUGUAUCACAUGUAUCAAACGAAACACAUAAAGUUGCCCAUCGCGACAAGAAACAAUACCACGUCCGCAACAGCUUGUCCUGAUCAGUCUCUAAGGGU